Protopolystoma xenopodis is the source of this 795-nucleotide messenger RNA. The record is from the annotation of a GenBank genome assembly. Lineage: Eukaryota; Metazoa; Platyhelminthes; Monogenea; Polystomatidea; Polystomatidae.
UUGAAAGACUUAAUUCAAUUAAUCUUCAAAACUAAUGAUUGUAUUUUUUUCAUUCUUCCCAUAUCAGUUUCUUCAUCUGUAUCUCGCUGUGCAAUUCGUGAUAGGCCCUAUUGCCUUCGCCACGACUUCCGAGAGUCAAUCUCUCCUGAACCCUGUGGCCACUUUCGCCACGUUCGUUCUGAUGGACGCCUCAUUAGCCACCCUUUUCACAGACCUAAACAGCUCCGAUAUCAGUCCACCUUGUCGCCUUCGGCUCAUCGACCAUACAACAUGACUCCACUGAGUGCUUCUUCGACAUUUAAUCAUGCUAUCUCGACUCUUUCCAGCACCACUGGCAAUUCCGUCGCCUCCGUCGCUGUUGAUACCAUUACUUCCAGCUCCAAGCUCUUUCUUGAUGCCAGAUGCCUCCCAGUUCGAGUGGAGCCAUCUUGCUGGCCGAAUGUCGAAGUGCCGGGAACGAAGACAACAUCAUCACUGUCUGCAGCUAUUGCCAUUGAUCAGUUACCUAUGCGUUCUCAGAAUCUCUCAUUUCGCCAAGGCAGCUAUGCCUCACCUUCAGAGGUCAUGUGGAGGAAGCGUGGCUGCCGCAGCUCUAUUCCAAUCAUGGCAAAUACCUCGACAGGUUUUUCAGAUCAGCAGCUUGUCCGUCUAUUCAACGCUAGUAACCGCGGGGGCAGGGUAAUGAGCGGAGCUGAUUCCGCAUCCACUCUCUCUCGGAUUGGCAGCUCUACUAGUUCCUCAGCGACCCCACCCAGUUGGUUAGUCUGGAUCAUAUAUGCCUUCAUUCCGUCAUAA